CGGCGGCGGCGGCUCAGACUCCAGCGGGCCCCCAGCCGCCAGGACCGACCCGUCAGCAGGCAGCCACCGGAGUUAUCAUUCAUCAUCAUCACCACGGUGACCCCGCCGGCCCCCGCCCGGCGUCCCAGGCAUGAGCGGAGGAGCUCUGGCCGGAGGGCCGGCGGGGCCGGGCCCCGGGCCGGGGGAGCGCUUCGAGGGCGUCCGGCCGCCCGGCCCCGGGUCGGCCGACGACACGGACGCCAACAGCAACGGGUCCAGCGGCAACGAGUCCAACGGGCGUGAGUCCCGCGGGGCCUCCCAGCGCAGCUCCCACAGCUCCUCCUCCGGCCACGGCAAGGACUCUGCCUUGCUCCGCUCCACGGGCAGCAGCAAGAGCACCAACUCCCAGAGCCCAUCCCCACCCAGCAGCUCCGCCGCCUACAGUCUCCUCAGCGCCAGCUCCGAGCAGGACAACCCGUCCACCAGCGGCUGCAGCAGCGAGCAGUCGGCCCGGGUGAAGACGCAGAAGGAGCUGAUGAAGGCCCUGAAGGAGCUGAAGCAGCGGCUGCCGGGCGAGCGGCGGGGCACGGGCCGCUCCGGGACGCUGGCCACCCUGCAGUACGCUCUGUCCUGCGUCAAGCAAGUGCAGGCCAAUCAGGAUUACUACCAGCAGUGGAGCCUGGAGGAAGGACCGCCCGGCGCCUCGGACCUCUCCUGCUACACCCUGGAGGAGCUGGAGAGCAUCUCUUCGGAGUACACCCUCAGCAACCAGGACACGUUCUCGGCGGCCGUGUCCUUCCUGACGGGCCGCAUCCUGUACGCGUCGGACCAGGCGGCCCCGCUGCUGCGCUGCCGGCCCGAGAGGCUGCGGGGGACCCGCUUCUCGGAGCUCCUGGCCCCGCAGGACGUCGCCGUCUUCUAUGGCUCCACCGCCCCUUCCCGCCUGCCCCGCUGGGGGGCCGCGGCCACGCCAGCCUCAGGCCCUCUAAAUUAUGCCCAGGAGAAGGCCAUAUAUUGCCGCAUCAGGGGCGGCCCCCCAGACCAAGCCCCACACUACCAGCCCUUCCGCCUGACCCCCUACGCCAUGAAGCUGCGACCGACGGACGGGGUCCCGGGCCAGCCCUGCUGCCUGCUCAUCGCGGAGCGCGUCCACUCCGGUUACGAGGCCCCCCGGAUCCCCCCAGACAAGAGGAUCUUCACCACCCGGCACACGACCGGCUGCGUGUUCCAGGACGUGGACGAGAGGGCGGCCCCGCUCCUGGGUUACCUGCCCCAGGACCUGGUGGGGGCCCCCGUGCUGCUGUUCCUGCAUCCUGACGACCGGCCCCUCAUGCUGGCCAUCCACAAGAAGAUCCUCCAGCUAGCCGGACAGCCCUUCGACCACUCCCCCAUCCGCUUCUGCGCCCGCAACGGAGACUACCUGACCCUGGACACCAGCUGGGCCGGCUUCGUGCACCCCUGGAGCCGCAAGGUGACCUUCGUGCUGGGCCGGCACAAAGUGCGCACGGGUCCCCUGAACGAGGACGUGUUCGCCCCGCCCCCCGCGGGCCGCGCCCCGGACCCCGGCGUGCAGGAGCUGUCGGAGCGGAUCCACCGGCUGCUCCUCCAGCCCGUGCACGGCACAAGUCCCACGGGCCCGUGUGGGGUGGGGGUGGCAGCCGCCUCCCCCGGAGCCUCCUGCAGCCCCGGCUCCUCCAGCGACAGCAACGGCGGGGAAGUGGAUGGCCCCCGCACUCCUGCCCCGCUCACGUUCCAGCAGAUCUGUAAGGACGUCCACUUGGUGAAACACCAGGGUCAACAGCUUUUCAUCGAAUCCAGAGCCCGCCGGGCCCGGCCCCCUCGCCACCGCCCCCGCCCAGUCCCAGAGGCCAUCAAGCCCAGUUCCCUCUCAGACCAUCCCCCGGGCUCGGCCGCCGGCCCCGGCCGCACCCCCAGCCCCCCCACCGUGGUCACCCCGGGCCCGGAGGACUCGGGCCGGAAAGAGCCGUCGAACUGCUCCUACCAACAGAUCAACUGCCUGGAUGGCAUCAUCAGGUACCUGGAGAGCUGCAGCGUUCCCAGCACCGUGAAGCGGAAGUGCGGCUCCUCUUCCUACACCGCCUCGUCCGCCUCCGACGACGACAAGCAGAAGGCCGCAGAGGACCAGGCCGUGGGGCCCAGGAAAGAUCCGUCCGACGAGCCCUCCCGGCCCCGGGCGGGUGUCCCAAGGCCGCCCCUGCGGAAGGAGCCGGUGGUGGGGGGGCCGCUGACCCCGCUCGCGCUGCCCAAUAAGGCGGAGAGUGUGGUGUCCAUCACCAGUCAGUGUAGCUUCAGCUCCACCAUCGUCCAUGUGGGAGACAAGAAGCCCCCGGAGUCGGAUAUCGUCAUGCUGGAGGAGGCGGCCAGCAGUGGCCCGGCCCCCGAGCCCGGCCCCGCGCUGACCGCGGACCCCUACCGGAGCGUGGGGCUGACCAAGGAGGUGUUGUCCCUGCACACGCAGCAGGAGGAGCAGGCGUUCCUGACACGCUUCCGGGACCUCAGCCGCCUGCGCGUUCUGGAUCGAGAGUCCGGGCUGCCCAGCCCGCCGGGCCAGCCAGGCCGGCGGGGCUGUCGGCUCGGCCCCCACCACCACCCGGGCCGCCGGCAAGGCCGAUCCAAGGCCAAGCGUCCCAGGCCCCUCCAUACCGCCGGGCCCGACCCCGCCGCCCCCCCCCUGCCCUUUCCCGCCCUGCUCCCCACCUACCCGCUCCCCGUUUACCAUCCCCGGGCCGGUGGCCCCCCUCCCCCCGCCCCCCAGCCCUUCCCCUCCCCACUGGUGACCCCCAUGGUGGCCCUGGUCCUGCCAAACUACCUGCUCCCCCCGCCUCCGCCCCCCGUCCCGGGGUACCCCUUCGGGGCGCCCCUGACCCCGCCGGCCCCAGCCCCGGGCUCGGGGUCGCCCUCGCCCCCGCCCCCGGCGGCCAGCCCCUCCCUGGCCCGCCCCACCUCGCCCCUGUUCGACUCACGCUGCAGCUCCCCGCUCCAGCUGAACCUGCUGCAGUUGGAGGAGCCGCCCCGGGCGGACGGGGGGCCGGGGGGCCCCGGCGGCGGGGCCGGGGACACCCCGCGGCGGGGUGCGGACGAAGAGGAGGAGGAAGAGGAGGAGGAGGAGGAUGGAGAGGAAUGCGGGGCCGGGAUGGCAGAGGUGAAUGAAUCGUCCAAUCAGGACGCCCUGUCCGGGUCCAGCGACCUGCUGGAGCUGCUGCUGCAGGAAGAUUCGCACUCCGGCUCCGGCUCCGCCGCCUCGGGCUCCCUGGGUUCCGGCUCCCGCUCCGGUUCCCGGGGCCGCAGCACCUCAGCCAGCGGCACCCGCGGCAGUGAGAGCAGCCACACCAGCAAGUACUUCGGCAGCAUCGACUCCUCGGAGGCGGAGCCGGCGGGGGGUCCGGCGGGGGCCGAGCCCGGCGAGCAGGUCAUCAAAUACGUCCUGCAGGACCCCAUCUGGCUGCUCAUGGCCAACGCGGACCACAAGGUCAUGAUGACCUACCAGAUCCCGGCCAGGGACGCGGAGUCGGUGCUGCAGCGUGACCUGGAGCGGCUCCGAUCCAUGCAGAAGCAACAGCCGCGCUUCUCCGAAGACCAGCGGAGGGAGCUGGGGGCUGUGCACCCCUGGGUGCGCGGGGGGCUGCUGCCCCGGGCCAUCGACAUCACGGCCUGCGUCGACUGUGGCAGCAGCGGCCCCGGCCCCCCGUACACGGAGGAGGAAGAGGGGGCGCUGCUGGAAGGACUACUGGAGCCGAUGGAGGAGGGGGGCGCCACCGCCCCGGAGACCGCCAUGGAGGAGGAGGAGGGGGCUGGGCCCGGGGCGGCCCCCGAGACCGCCGGAUGAGCCCGGUGGACGGGACCCGGCCCCCCCAGCCCCCGCCCGCCCCUCCUCACUGAGCCAGGAGGAAGGGGGCGCCGCCGAAGAACCACUGAGCGACCGGCUCAGACCCCCCCCUCGAGCCCCGCCGCCCCCACCAGGCUGGGUGAGCUACUGGCUGGCUGGCAAAAGGGAGGGAAGAGCAGUGAGGGGCGCCCCUUCCCUGUCUCCUGGGCGUCCGGGGGGCGGGACCCUCCUGGAAGCCGGCCCAUCCCACUGGGCCGCUUGGGUCCUGACCCUUCCCUUGGGGGGACCCGAGGCAGGAGGAAGUGUGGUUUAUGGCAGGGGGGUGGGGGUGGUCUCCCUGACGCCAGCCAGUCAGCAGAUGCCGCUCUGACCGGACUGGGGGGAUGGACAGCCCCAGGUACCAAGACCCCCAAGCUGCCAGGGGCCGGGGAGGGCGUCGUCGGUUCCUUGGAUCCGGACCCCUCCUCCCCCGUAGCCUUUGUGUUUUUGAUAUUGUUGUGUCCGUCUCUUUUUAUAUAUAAAGAAAAACAUUCAACUCGG
Messenger RNA from Ornithorhynchus anatinus (platypus), 4366 nucleotides. RefSeq names its product period circadian regulator 1 (gene PER1). Gene Ontology annotation, biological process: circadian regulation of gene expression; entrainment of circadian clock by photoperiod; negative regulation of transcription by RNA polymerase II. Lineage: Eukaryota; Metazoa; Chordata; Mammalia; Monotremata; Ornithorhynchidae. The coding region runs from base 131 to 3826 and encodes 1231 amino acids. The transcript is spliced from 24 exons. The record is from RefSeq and is a predicted model, not a curated record. Gene Ontology annotation, molecular function: transcription corepressor binding; transcription cis-regulatory region binding. Gene Ontology annotation, cellular component: cytoplasm; nucleus.